Molecule: messenger RNA, 627 nt
Organism: Malassezia globosa CBS 7966
Lineage: Eukaryota; Fungi; Basidiomycota; Malasseziomycetes; Malasseziales; Malasseziaceae
Exons: 3
Coding region: 1-627 (208 amino acids)
Biological process (GO): endocytic recycling; late endosome to Golgi transport
Cellular component (GO): early endosome membrane; retromer complex
Molecular function (GO): phosphatidylinositol-3-phosphate binding
Source: RefSeq, a predicted model, not a curated record
AUGUCGCUCUUCUUUGCAGACAAUACAGGGCUAGAAGAUAAUCCACUUACAUCGUCAAGUGCGGAGGUAUGGGGUGGGACGGCGCCAUCCACGGAGCCAGCCCUGCCAAGUGCGGGCUUGUCACAGCCACAAAGCAUCUUGAAUGAUGAUGACGACAUUGAUGAAGAGCACCCAUGGGGUCGUCCCCUGGAACUGCCAACAAGCACGGCGAAGCAAGAGUCGCACGCGAAUGCGUGGGACACCGCCACGGAUAUGAUGAGUGAUGAGAGUGCUAUUCGUGGCGGCUUUGUUCACGACGCUGUAAACUCACAUGCUGAAACAUCCGAACACCGAGAGAUGGUCACAAGGACCAAUAUCCCGGCGUUUAAGUUGCGAUACUCCUCUGUCUGGCGAAGAUACUCAGACUUUGACUAUUUCCGCGAACUGCUCGAGCGUGAGUCAACGCGAGUUAAUAUUCCACCUUUGCCGGGCAAGGUGUUUACGAACCGAUUCUCUGAAGAGGUCAUAGAGCACCGCCGUGAAGGACUCGAACGCUUUUUGCAGAUCGUGGCGGGACACCCGUUGCUACAAACAGGCAGCAAGCACCUCGCUGCCUUCCUACAAGAUAGUCACUGGAAACGUCCAUAA